UCAACUAGAAUAUUAAUUCUUUCGGCCGGGAAUUUGGAAUGGCUUCUUUGCCGAGUGUCCAGUUUCUUUCACAACUUCAGAGUGUUAACCCAAUAUUUAACGGUUUUUCAAAAGAUACAAAAAGUUCAAGUAGUUCAAUUGGUUCUUCUCUACAUUCUUUCGGUAUCGGUGGCCAAUACCAAAGAGCGUCCCAUAGCUUCUCGGCUUCAUCGCCUUCCGAGAGUAAAGUACCCUCGUUUGUACUCCCUCAUCUUGUGGCACCUUCCAUUUCAGAAGAUGGUAUCACACUGUAUUUGAAAUAUGCUUUAGGAGGAGCAAUUUGUUGUUCCGUCACACAUUCUUCUACCGUUCCUAUUGACGUGGUGAAGACCCGUUUGCAGACAGAUCCUGGUCGUUAUAAAGGCAUGGUUGACGGAUUCCGCACGAUAGUAAAGGAGGAAGGUGCUUCAAUGCUCUUACAGGGUUUGGGACCUACAGCAGUUGGAUACUUUCUACAAGGAACCUUCAAAUUCGGAUUUUAUGAGUUUUUCAAAAAAUACUCUAGUGAACUGGCUGGACCUGAAAACGCCGUUACGUUUCGGUUUCCUAUAUGGUUGACUGCUGGGGCUUGUGCAGAAUUCAUUGCGGACCUUUUCUUGUGUCCUUUGGAGGCAACAAGAAUUCGUCUAGUCGCCGAACCUUCGUUUGCCAAAGGCUUGACUGAUGGUUUCAUGAAACUUGCUAAAGAGGAAGGGUUUGUGGGUCUGUACAAGGGUUUGGGACCGAUUCUCUUUAAGCAAGUGCCUUAUACAAUGGCCAAGUUUUCAGUUUUUGAAACAGCACAGGAAGUAAUCUACAGAACGUUGAGGAAUAUUGGUUAUCCUCGCGAAAGUAUGUCAGAAGGUAUGCAACUAGUCGUCAGUCUCAACUCAGGUGUCCUUGCCGGACUUGCUGCUGCAAUUGUAUCCCAGCCUGCAGACACUGUCCUUUCGAAAAUCAAUCAAGUGAAGACAGAAGGUUCUACAGCAAAGGCAAUUGUUACGAUUAUGAAACAGCUUGGUUUUCGAAAACUGUUCUUGGGAAUCGGACCCCGGUGUUUGAUGGUUGGGUGGCUAACUGCAGGUCAAUUUUUCAUUUACGACUAUGUGAAGCAGCUUCUUGGUAUCUUCCCUACGCAACAAAGCGCUCCCAAGCCGAUUGCUGCCAAGGUUUGAAACCAUGUAACUAAUGUAAGUUCUCGUAAGAACCGGAAUCCUUGCUUUGUCAUCGAAGGACAGGUUUGAACAAGCCCGUUCUAAUAUUACUUGUAACCCCAGUGUUUGUUUCAUGCUUGUCUUGGAAUUUCUUUCAGUCUUUCUUUUCAAAUAAAGAUGAAUUUGAGAUGUUUUGUUUGUUGGUA
Galdieria sulphuraria is the source of this 1378-nucleotide messenger RNA. RefSeq names its product mitochondrial carrier, phosphate carrier. The transcript has 3 exons. Gene Ontology annotation, cellular component: mitochondrial inner membrane. The coding region runs from base 39 to 1193 and encodes 384 amino acids. Gene Ontology annotation, molecular function: phosphate transmembrane transporter activity. The record is from RefSeq and is a predicted model, not a curated record. NCBI's taxonomy places the organism in Eukaryota, Rhodophyta, Bangiophyceae, Galdieriales, Galdieriaceae. Gene Ontology annotation, biological process: mitochondrial phosphate ion transmembrane transport.